Coffea arabica (coffee) is the source of this 1062-nucleotide messenger RNA. NCBI's taxonomy places the organism in Eukaryota, Viridiplantae, Streptophyta, Magnoliopsida, Gentianales, Rubiaceae. The record is from RefSeq and is a predicted model, not a curated record.
AUGGGGUUUGGAACUAUACAGUUUCCAAUUCAAUCGUUUAAUGGAACUACAAGUUUCACUCUUUGGCAAAGAAGUGUGAAGGAUGUUCUAGUUCAACAAGGUUUGGCAAAAGCGUUGAAUGGAAAGAACAAGAAGCCAGAGAGCAUGAAGGAUGAUGAGUUUGAGGAGUUGGACGCAAGGUGUGAGAGCACGAUUCGACUCUAUGUGGCAGACAACAUCAUAAACAAUGUGAUAGAUGAGAAAGAUUCUACAGCAGACCUUUGGAAAAAAUUGGAAAAGCUUUAUCUGGCUAAAAGCUUGUCCAAUAAGUUGCAUUUAAAGCGACAACUUUAUGCACUAAAGAUGGAGGAGGGUGGCAGUCUCAUGUAUCACAUGAAUAUGUUCAACAGAAUUUUGGAUCAACUCCAAAAGGUUGGCGUGGAUAUUGAGGAAGAAGAUAAGACCCUUUUACUUCUUACCUCAAUCUCUGAUUCUUAUGAAAGUGUUGUGACGACCCUAUUGUAUGGGAAGGACACUUUAGAGUUCAAGAAUGUGGUUCAAAGGCCAAGAGAAAGGGUGGAAUCCAGUGCUUUGGUUGUCAUGAGUUUGGCCAUAUCAAUAGAUAUUGCCCUCAUCAAAACAAAAAAUGAUGAGAAUGACUAUGAUGGUGUUGUUGGAUAUGCAUCGGGUGGAGAUAUUUUCACAAUUUUCAAAGACUGGAAGAGCAGCCAACUUUUUGAGGUACUUUCUCUUGAUUUCUCCAAAUUUGUCGGUCUCGACGAAUUCAAGAAUGCCUACAGAUGCAAAGCUCUCAAGUUCCAUCCUGAUGCUUGCCCUCCAUCGGAAAAGGAAGAGUCCACAAGGCGAUUUCUUGAGCUGAGAAUGGCAUACGAGACACUGUCUGAUCCAAUUUCCCGAGAAUUGUACGAUGAUGAGCUUAGUUUGGUCGAUGUGGAUGGAAGAACAAGACAUGGGAUGAGUUGUUCCAUGGGAAAUAAGGUGUGGGAAAGGCAAAUCGCUGAACUGAACAAGCGAUCAAGACAAAAGAUGGAGAAGAGAAAGGAAAUGGGAAUGUGGAAUUAA